Messenger RNA from Phalacrocorax carbo (great cormorant), 4944 nucleotides. The record is from RefSeq and is a predicted model, not a curated record. Lineage: Eukaryota; Metazoa; Chordata; Aves; Suliformes; Phalacrocoracidae.
CACCGCCGCAUAAAAGCCGCGGCGGCGCCGAGCUGCGCCUCCUCGGCUCGGCCCGGCUCGGGGCCGCCCCGACGGCCGCAUGACCGCCGAGAGCCGGCUGCCGCCGGGCCCCCCGCCGCCGCCACCGUUGAAGGGGGACGCGGCGCCUCCGGGGGAGGAGGAGGCGGCGGCGGCGGCGGCGGCGGGGGUGCGGGGCGGGAGGCGGCGGCGCAAACGUCCGGCGGAGCGGGGCAAGCCGCCCUACAGCUACAUCGCCCUCAUCGCAAUGGCCAUCGGGCAGGCGCCUGAGCGGCGGCUGACGCUGGGCGGCAUCUACCGCUUCAUCACCGAGCGCUUCCCCUUCUACCGCGACAGCCCCCGCAAGUGGCAGAACAGCAUCCGCCACAACCUCACCCUCAACGACUGCUUCGUCAAGGUGCCGCGGGAGCCCGGCCGCCCCGGCAAGGGCAAUUACUGGACGCUGGACCCCCAUGCCCGCGACAUGUUCGAGAGCGGCUCCUUCCUCCGCCGCAGGAAGCGCUUCAAGCGCAGCGACCUCUCCACCUACCCGGCCUUCCUCGCCGAGCGCCCCGCCGCGCCCUGCCGCCUCUUCCCGCUGUCCGCCCCGCCGCCCGCCGCCGACUUGCCCCCGGCCCCCGCCGCCUCCUGCGCCUUCGCCGCCGCCGCCGCCUCCUACCCGGCGCAGGGCUGCGCUGCUGCCGCUCUGCCCCAUGCCUAUGCCCCUCUGCCCACCGCCCCCGGGCCCUACGCGCCGGCCGGCCCCGGGCCGCUGUACGCGCCGUCGGGGCGCAUCGUGCUGCCCGCCUCGCCGCCCGCCCCCGCCGGGCUCUACGGUAGCCGCUCCCCCGCGCCCUACCCGCCGCUGCCCCACGCCUACGGCACCGAAGGGCAGCUGAGCGCCGCCGAUCCCGGACCGCGGCACGGAGCCUACCCCGGCGGCCCUGACAGGUUCGUCCCGGUGCUCUGACCCAGCCCGGGAAGGGCCGGGUGCCCGACGGCGCGGACUGGAGCCCGGCAGAGGGCCGUCCAGGAAGAUACUGGAGGACCUUGGGCUGCGCCGCCGCAUCCUGCCACCUGCCCGGGCCUCCUGGCGAGGAGCACCACUCUCAGCCAUGGGGUCUAGGGGGCCCUGCCAAGCCCCCUCUGGUCUCACCAGAGAAGCCUUAGGGGCUCCCAAGUGCCUGAAUGGGGCAAACAGCCCUUUGCUCUUCUACUGCCUUUCCUGGGACAAGUGCUCCAAGCUUUCUGCCAGGCUCCCACCCUCCUGGUGCACCCAGCUGGGGCCCCUGGUCUAUCGAGGAAGAUCCCAGUUUUAUAAAUCUCUCCGCUGGUGAUUAUUGUAUUUACAGAACAAAACAUCUGCUGAGGUGGGGGCGGAGAGAGGCAGGAGAAAGUGGUUCCCAGCCAAAGCUGUAAAAGCAGAAUGCAUGGCACUAACGUGGCGGCGUGUCGCUGAUGCUAUCACAUUAGUGCCAGGCUUCACACCAGCAAUGUGGUCAAGGCUGGGGAAGGUUUGGAUGCUGGGAUUGCAGCCAAAUACAGCAAGUCAGAUCCCUCUGGGAUCAUGCUGUAUACUGCAGGGGUGGGAGAAUGGUGGGACUGGAAGUAUAAAAGCUUUUACCAUGAGCAUGCUCAGCCCCUGGAAGACAGAUGCAGAGAGGCUGUAGGAUCUCUGCCCUUUGAGGUCUGCCCAGCUUGAUUGGACAGUGCCUGAGUGACCUGAUCUGGCUUUGGAGUUGGAUCCAACAUUGAGUUUGUGCCUGCUCUGAGUGGAGACCUGGUCCAGAGGUCUAUGGAAAUCUUUACAUCCUAAAUUAUUUUGAUCCCAAGGUCAGCCCUGUUCUGUCUGUAGCCUAGAGAAAUCAGCAUCUAUGGGGGAAAAAUUUCCUUCCUGAAACAAGUGGGAAAGGCAGGACAUGGUGCCUUUUCAUCUUUGAUUGCUCCCCUUUCAAACAUUCCUAGGAGGGAAAAAAGGCUAGAGGAAAACACGGAGAGGAGACAUCUGAUAGGAACGGCUGUGCAAGGCAUGAAAAUAGAUCCAUGAAAAUAGAUCCAUAGGGAAACUCAAGCAAAUCUCUCCCAACAGGGCCCCAGAGAGGUGGUGGAUUCCCAGGGCUCUGCCUGUGGCUGUGAGUGGAGAGGAAGCCAAUGUAGCCCUGAUAUUAUCCAGAUCUCCUUAUUCAGCUCCUCUUUCCUGUGGAGGUGGGAGCCUGUGUGACCAGGACCAGGAGGAGGUUGGUGAGGGGUACUGCAGCAUGGUGGAGCCUUGAAUGGGGAGAGGAAGGUGGAAUGUGCAGCCGGAGCUGCAGCAGGAGCUUUAGAAGAGCAGACAGGGUGUGCACACACCAGGGUCUCUCUCACCACAAAAGGGUACAGACCAUAGUUUAAAUCAGGCUGGAAGAGACCUUGGGAAGCUUUGUUCUGACCUUCUGCUCAAAGCAGGGUCAGCUAUGAGUCAGACUGGGUUGCUUGGAGCUACCUAGUUGAGUCCUGACAACCUCCAAUGAUGGAGGCAGCACAGUCUCUUUUGGUAAUGUGAUUGUCCUCAUGCAGGAGAAGUUUCUCCUUGUAUCCAUUCAGCACAUCUCUAGUCUCAUUUCAUGUCUACUGUCUCUUGUCCUGCUGCUAUGCACUGCUGCAAAGAGCUCUGAUCCCAUGAAGACACCUGUGACUUCUGCUCCAUGGAGGAUUUUUCAAAUGACGUCCUCAGCAGGAUGAAAUUUAUGUAGGGGCAGGUUCCUUGCCUUCUCUGGGUGCUAAAGUCCGGGAAUCCCAGUGGGACAUGAGAGGGAGGAAAUGGAGUGAAGCAGGAAGGUGGUUGGGUGUCCGCACAGCAGAGUUUUGGGUGCAUGUUCAAGCUGUCUGCAGUGGGGGGACAGGAGACGCCAUAUGGCUGUGUUCCACAGGGCUCUGCAGUAGGAGAUGAGUGUUGGAUUCAAGGUGCCCAGCCCUCCCUCAGAGUGGUCGGGAUGGAAUGUGGUGGCUGAGCCACCUCAUGGGCUGGGAGGCUGGGGCUGGUCUGGCACUGCUGCCCCUUGUCCGUCUGGACUUUUCUGUGGUGCUGCAGGAAACUCUGCUGCCUGUACACGGAGCUGGGGAGGUUAGCACAGGCAGCGAGUGUAGGCCUCAUUCAGAUCUUUGAUGUGGUGAGGUGAAUCAGAUUUUUCCCUUCCUUGCUUUCCCUCCGGAAGAGCCGCCUUGUCUUUUUCCAUGUCCUUUCUGUUCCAGCCAUGUCUAGAGGCUGCUUCCAUCCUGGAGAGAACAGAGUCCUACCUCUGCGGCUUGGCUGCCUCAGCCUGGGGCAGGUCUCCUCAGCAGCCAUGCUAGCUCUUCUCCCAGCUUCUCCCUUCACCAGCUGGAAGACAAGGUGUACUUCUAGCUGUGCCAGCUCUUAGUUUUUUGACAGCUGCCUGCUGGCUGUCUGCUUUCAUCGGCUGCAAGGACUAGACAGUGUCCCUUUACAAGCAAGACAUGCUGACCCAUUUCUGGUUUGGCAGUAGGGAGAGGUUUGGGACAGGAACUGUCCUGCCUCUUAAUGCCUUCCUUACUUCCUGUAGGAGCAGUUAUCAGUGUGGACCGGAUCGUUUUCCUGAGCCUCAAGGUCUUCUGGCCCUUGUUCCCAUUACUUCAACCUGGUUUUAUUCUCUGAUCUAGCCCUGGUGCUAGUGUGAAAAAAAAAAAAAAAAAAAGGUGACCAGAGAUGAUACAGGUCUCAUGUAAGCUGCUCCUGACCUCAGAUAGCAUCUGUAGCAAGUUCAGCAACUCAGUGUCUGGAGGAAAUGUAUGAUAGAUCUUGAUGACUCAGAAGGCACAAAUUGGAUAGGUUCAGUUGCAUAUUUUUUGCAGAUAAGGUCUAAAUGCUUGUUCUUAUUUCUCUCCAGAUCUUUUAUACUUACAAGCUAGGGAAACCAGACAUACCUAGAAAGUAUACUUUCUGCAGCAGGUGCAGUGAUGAGCCUGUUUCAUCAAGGACCUGAGACACAUGGCCACAAACUGCUUAAGCUUCAGCCACAAGCAGCUGGAAAACCUGUGCAGGAGCUUUGUGCACAGUGAAGAGCUACAUGGACCCUUCAAGGGACUCCACAUCUGUGCAGGGUCUCUGCCCUUUGGGAUUUUUGAGAGAAAUGUAGACACAGCUAUACCUGUCCUGUAGUAGUGCUGGCAAUAUUCCCAACCUCCUGCAGCACUGCUGUGAUUUUUUGGCUAUCACAAUCUCUCUGAGCUAUCGUGCAGGCUCAGAUGCAAAGGGUCGGCUGAAUAUCACAGACCUGUCCAGGCUCUAACUUGUGGCAGCAGGAUGUGCUGACCCUGCGCUUGUGUGUGUAGCUGUGUCUCAUGCAACUGCGUGACUGCAGACAGAGGAAGAUAUGGUUGUUGUAUCCUUGGGGAGCCAUGGGGUUGGGCCUGUCUGUGAGGAUAUGGGGAUAUGCCAUGGGGAUAUGUUAGACAAUUGGAUCUCAAUGUAUGCUUGUGCCAUGGGGAUACGUUUAACAUUUGGAUCUCAAUGUAUUUUUGGCUGGGAGUUUGCUUGUAAUUCUCAGGCGCCAUCCAGAAUAAGGAAAAUUUUGAUUUCUGGAAGCUUUAUUGUAAAUAUCUGAGGGCUUUCCUUUUAGAAAAGUUAGUCUAAGUUUCAAACUAGCUGUUGAUUUCUGGGAGAUGAGUCCAAUAGGUUUGGGUUAUAACCCUGUAGGAAACAGUAUGUAUAAACACUGAUGAGAAGAGAGGAAGGCCAUCAAAAUGUUCAUUCCUGAAAGGACAGAGCCUCUAGGUUCCUGUUCUGCCCAAGGUCUGGUACUGCCAGGCUCUGCGCUUGUGGUUUGUGGAAUCCAGGUGGAUUGUAGGCUGUAGCCUAGGAGAACAUUUUAUUCUGUACUGGAGGUUUUUUUGUAUUUACUCUUCUACUUCACUUGUAAUGGAAAUAAAUCUUUGUUCUGUUGUUUGUAA